UCCUAGAACAAGACCAACAAGGAAAUCCUUUGAAUGCGGGCCACAACUUGAUGACUUCAUGGCACCCAACUUUAACAAAGCCAAUCAGAGAGCCCAUUUUUGUCCAAAAUGGCUGCCUACAAUUCUUAUGGGUAGCCUCCUGGAACAACCCUCUGUAUUCUUUUCUUUCUUCUUGUUUGUUGCUCCUUCCCCUUCCUGUAUUGCUCAGGAAAAAAAAAAAAGAAAAAAAAAAGGUACAAGUUUUCUGUAACUACUCACUGCGACAUUGCAAGUUAUAGAGAGGGAUGGGUAGCAUGACGAGUAAGCCAUGGCUCUUAUUUGUUCUGCUUCUAAUCCUCUCUUAUUGCACAGCAUGCUUCUCCGUAGCUGGUGAUACCCUUUCGGCAGGUCAGUCUCUUUCAGGGAACGACGCCUUAUUAUCUAAUGGUAGCAAGUUUGAGCUCGGUUUCUUCUCACCAGGCAGUUCAUUAAAAAACUACCUGGGCAUAUGGUAUAAAAAUUUUGAUGAGAAGAACCCUGUUUGGGUAGCAAAUAGAGAAAACCCCUUGUCUGACCGAUCUUCCUUAAGACUUAACCUCUCAGAAGAUGGCAAUCUACUCCUAUUUGGGAAUUCCUCCAACAUCCCAUUUUGGUCGACAAAUUUGACAUUUCGCGGGUCAAAUUUAACUGAAGCAAUACUUGGUGAUGAUGGGAAUUUUGUUUUGAGAGAUAGGUCGAACCCGUCUACUAUAUUUUGGGAAAGUUUCGACCAUCCAACCGAUACAUGGCUGUCAGGUGCAAAGCUUGGGAUUGAUAAGGUUACUGGAAAAGCAAAGCAGUUCAUCUCAUGGAAAAAUAAAGAAGAUCCAGCACCUGGUGUGUUCUCGUUUAGGCUAGACCCAAAUGGAAGCAAUCAAUAUUUCUUAGAGUGGAACAGAUCCCAAAUCUAUUGGAGUACUGGAGUUUGGAAUGACAAAACUCAAACCUUUGCCAAUGUUCCUGAGUUGACAUCGAAUGUUCUGGUCUUCAACUACAGUUUUGUGUCAAAUGAAACUGAAACAUAUUUUACUUAUUAUCUUUUUGAUCCUUCUUACCGUUCUAAAUUUGUGAUGGAGUCUACAGGAAAAAUCCAGCUAUUGGCAUGGCUGUCUGGCCCUUUGGAAUGGAAAUCAUUUUGGUCUCAACCGGCGGCCCAAUCUAAUGUCUAUGGUUUGUGUGGUGCAUUUGGCGUGUAUCGUGAUAAUAUCUCGAGCCCCUGUGAAUGUCUAAAAGGUUUUGAACCAUUUUCGAAGAACUACACCAGUUUAAAUGAUUGGUCAGGUGGCUGUGUGAGGAAAUCCCCUUUGCAAUGUGAAAACAAUACGUAUGCUAAUGGCAAAAAAGAUUGGUUCAGGAAGAUAACAUUCCCGAGAUUGCCCGUUAAUUCGAAAGCAUAUUCGGCAGCGAGUGCUAGGAAUUGUGAAGAGGCUUGCAUGAAUAGCUGUUCGUGCACAGCUUAUGCUUAUAAUAGCAGCGGGUACUGUGUGAUAUGGGAAGGAGCUCUUUUGAACUUACAGCAACUCUCAGAUGGUGGGGAGAUUAUGUAUCUCAGACUUGCUGCAAAUGAGCGUCAAAGUACCAAAGGCAAAAAAUGGAAAGUAUGGGUAGCUGUGCUAGUUCCAACAACAGGGCUUAUCUUAUGUCUCUUCAUUUGUUUUUCAAUCAAAGGAAAGCUGAAACCCGUAGGAGAGAAGGCUCCAAGCAAUAAUUUACUAUUAUUUGAUUUCAAUACGGGGCUCGAUGCAAUCAAUGAAGAAAUGAAUACCAACAGUAAUAUGAAGAAAAAAGAGAAGGAUUUUGAGUUACCUCUAUUCAGUUAUGAGAGCGUAUCAAUUGCAACUAAUAAUUUUUCAGCUGUAAAUAAGCUUGGAGAAGGAGGUUAUGGACCUGUUUACAAGGGGAAAUUACUUAGAGGGCAGGAAGUUGCAGUGAAGAUGCUUUCAAAAAGGUCUGGACAGGGAAAUGAGGAGUUCAGAAAUGAGAUAAUACUAAUUGCAAAACUUCAGCAUAGAAAUCUUGUCAGAAUCUUAGGUUGUUGUAUCGAGCGAGAUGAAAAAAUAUUAAUAUAUGAGUACAUGCCCAAUCAAAGUUUGGACGUCUACCUUUUUGAUCCAAUCAAGAACAAGAUGUUAGCUUGGGAGACACGUGUACACAUUAUUGAAGGGAUCGCUCAAGGGCUUCUUUAUCUUCAUCAAUAUUCAAGGUUACGAAUCAUACAUAGAGAUCUAAAACCGAGUAACAUUCUUUUGGAUAGUGAAAUGAAUCCAAAAAUAUCAGAUUUUGGCAUGGCCCGAAUAGUUGGAGGUAAUGACACAAAAGCAAACACAAAUCGAAUUGUUGGAACUUAUGGAUACAUGUCUCCGGAAUAUGCUAUAGAGGGUUUAUACUCGAUAAAGUCUGAUGUGUUUAGCUUUGGAGUACUGCUCCUAGAGAUUAUAAGUGGCAAGAAGAAUACUAGCUUCUAUAACCGUAGUUCACUCAAUCUUCUUAGAUAUGCUUGGGAGUUGUGGGUAGAUGAUCAGAGUUUGGAGUUGAUAAAUUCAACAAUUGGGUAUCCUUCUUCUAGUUCUCUUCCGUUGAGAUUCAUUAACAUUGGCCUUCUUUGUGUCCAAGAAAGCCCGACUGAUCGACCUACCAUGCCUGAUGUAGUCUCAAUGAUUAGAAAUGAACAUGCACCUCUACCUAAACCCAAGCAACCAGCGUUUACCACAGGCUGGAACAUGAUGGACACAAAUCCAACAAUUGACAGUGCAGGAAAUUGCUCAAAUAAUAGCGUAACUAUUUCAACACUGGAAGCCCGAUGAAAUGUCUCCUAUAUCAAAGGAAAGAAAUGUUGUAGAACCAAUCUUUUUGUUUGAUUUGUAUGCACGUUGAUAUAUAUGCUACAUAGCCUAUAUGUCACUAAAUGUUGUCCUCGUUCACUCAUAUCUUAGAACCAAUCUUAUUGAAGAUUUUGAACCAUAUCUCUAA
Messenger RNA from Alnus glutinosa, 2988 nucleotides. Its product is annotated as receptor-like serine/threonine-protein kinase SD1-8. The record is from RefSeq and is a predicted model, not a curated record. Gene Ontology annotation, biological process: recognition of pollen; protein phosphorylation. Lineage: Eukaryota; Viridiplantae; Streptophyta; Magnoliopsida; Fagales; Betulaceae. Bases 285 to 2822 code for a protein of 845 amino acids. Gene Ontology annotation, molecular function: ATP binding; protein serine/threonine kinase activity. The transcript has 7 exons.